AUGCCGCAAUCCUUGUCUCUAAGCACUCCGCCACAGGGGUCUAUCAAGAGGCAACGGUCCCAGGAAACGGCAAUGACCGUAUCUCGACCGACUUCUCGUGGUCAGGGACAAUCUAACGGUGCGGUUGGCAAACCUGAUGACUCAGCAAAGCAAGUCAAUGUCAAGAUACCUGCCUACCUGAACAAACCCCGUGCCAAGAUCUCGUUGGCGUUCCAGGAUUUGGAGUGGAAGCAGAGAUACCGUCUCCAGCAUGCUUCGCAGAAUCCCCACACGUCUCCAUUCCGGGUCGACCGCUCGUGGACUGUCCUCAGUCGCAAUCGCUACGGUAAUGUCCAGCCCUGGGAAUCGUCGAGAGUCAAAUUGAAAAAACCGAUUGGAGGAUCAGACUACGUCAACGCGUCCCCCAUCACCCUCAGGAGUCGCCUCGCCAAAAAGUCUCGCAGUGGUACUUCCACUCCAGCAUCGACUGGGCCACCCUCAGUUUCCUCAACAGCUCCAGUCGAAAGCAACUACAUCGCUACACAAGGUCCAAAGGAGGGACAGUAUUCACACUUCUGGCACAUGGUCAUGCAGGAGACUCCUGGCGAUGUGGGCGCUAUUAUCAUGCUCACACAGCUCUAUGAAGGAAACAAGGAGAAAUGCGCCCAGUAUUUCCCUCACGACAUGGACAACCCCACGAUAAUCCUACCUGCCCACGAGGAUGGGGGAGAUGAUGAUGGGGACACAGAGGCCGCGGAUGAUGGUGAUCCUUUUCUGGACUCCCGUACGAGAAGCGCUGAGACUGAUAGUGUUGGAACAGAUGCCGAAGACACUCGUAGUGAGCAGCGAGGUGCUGCUCGAGAUAACGGACAGGAUGAUGCGGCCCAGGAGCAAGGUUCAUGUGGUUCUGUCACCCUCCUUUCCCUGGACUACGAUGCCAGGAUUGGCUGCGAAGUCCGCAAACUUCGAUUGACGAUCGACGGCAACACCAAAACAAUCUAUCAUUACCUGUUCCACGGCUGGCCAGAUUUUGGCAAACCCGAAGCCGAAGACCGGAGAGCUCUGGUGGAACUGACUAAAGUGUCGAGGGCAGUUGCGGGUGACUCUCCACGAAUUGUGCAUUGCUCUGCCGGAGUCGGCCGAACAGGCACUUGGAUAGCACUCGACUUCCUUCUACAAGAGCUCGAAGCAGGCCGACUGGUCGAGUCUUCCCCUCCACAGACAGGUACGCAUACACCGACGACGAAUUCUAACGGCGCAGGCACAUGGGGUCGGAGUGGGCCUGUUAAAGCCAGCACACCCGAUCCAAAAGACGAAGACGAUCUGAUAUGGGAAACUGUGAAUACGCUCCGCGAACAGCGCAUGAUGAUGGUCAUGAACGAAUUGCAGUAUAGUUUCCUCUACGAAGUCCUGAAGGAGGCGUUCAUUGACAAAUACGCGGAAACGGAGACUGGACCCGUCGUAAUCGAGGUGCAAGAACCGAGUCCCAAAGUGGCAAGGAGGAGUUCUCCUUUCGGCGGAAUGUUUCGCGACGGUCGGGUGGGCGCGGCCAAGGGCAACGGGAAUGAGGAUACGGUUCCAGCGGACAGUGCUGAGUUCAGUGAAUCAGAAGCGGAGACAGAGAUCAUGGACAAGCCCAAGACUGGCAUGGAACUUGACCGGGGUGAUGCCGUUGACGCUGGGUCUGCUGAAGAUGUGGGAGAUCAUGCGAAGGAUGGCGAGGCAGAGGAGGAUCCAUACGCUGCAGUGGCCCCGGAGUCGAUCCGUGAGGGACAAGGGAAGAAGGAGCAAAACGAGGUCCACGAGCAUGAAGUCAAGUGA
Fonsecaea nubica is the source of this 1800-nucleotide messenger RNA. RefSeq lists its product as hypothetical. Gene Ontology annotation, molecular function: protein tyrosine phosphatase activity. Lineage: Eukaryota; Fungi; Ascomycota; Eurotiomycetes; Chaetothyriales; Herpotrichiellaceae. The coding region runs from base 1 to 1800 and encodes 599 amino acids. Gene Ontology annotation, biological process: protein dephosphorylation. The record is from RefSeq and is a predicted model, not a curated record. The transcript has 2 exons.